This is a messenger RNA of Nematostella vectensis (starlet sea anemone), 1729 nucleotides long. RefSeq lists its product as uncharacterized. The coding region runs from base 99 to 1568 and encodes 489 amino acids. Gene Ontology annotation, cellular component: lipid droplet; cytosol. The transcript is spliced from 5 exons. Gene Ontology annotation, biological process: lipid storage; positive regulation of triglyceride storage. Lineage: Eukaryota; Metazoa; Cnidaria; Anthozoa; Actiniaria; Edwardsiidae. The record is from RefSeq and is a predicted model, not a curated record.
CACUCGACACAUUCGCGGGACCAUUUGAGUUGAGCAAGAAACAUUACGACCUUUAGAAGUGAUCUUGUGAGGUAAUACUCGAUUUCACUGCUCCCAAAAUGAAUGAGAGUAAAAGUGACAGUGAUUUGGAAACUCAACAAGUCGAAACGCUCCAACCAAGCUUGCAGGAGCAGGAUUUCGUAAGAAAAGCUGGUGACAUUCCUGUUGUGAAGACAGCGGUGGAGAAAAUUACCAGUUUAUACCACAGCGCACGGGAAAGGAAUCAUCUCACUAAAGUGAGCUUUGCCGCUGCCGAGCUCUCAUUUUGGACGGCUAUAAAGACCUCGCAGUUUGCUUACAGUUUGUUGCCAAAUUCUGGACCUGUGGGGAAAGUAAAGCAAGAUUUCGAGAGAGGAGUUGCUUCAGCCAAUAGAGUAGCUUGCCGCGGCCUCGAUGCCAUCCAGGAUGCCUGCCCCUCCCUGAUGGGCAGCCCAGAGCAGGCAAUACAUGGCAUUGCCGAGAUCACGUGGGUCUUAACGAAGACAGGUUUCAAGGUCACUUCAGAGCUGACUUGGGAAACGGUUUCGCGUAUCCCAGGACUUUCGCAUCUACUUCCGGCUCACCCAAAACUCCGUCGCUCCACUCGACGACGCCGGAAGACAAAACCGGAAGACGUCGUUAGAUUUCCCUUCCCGACAUCACCUGAGCGCAAACGUAAACGAAGUACUGGUGGCAGCGAAGAAGAAGGAACCAUCGAAGAGUUGCUCUACAUCACGAAUGACUACGACUCCGAUGCCGACCCCGACUACCAACCGUCGGAAGACGAAUCUUCGGAUGAGAGCGAAAGUGGCGAGGGGGACUCGGGCGAGGGAGACGAGGAUGUGGACGAUGGUCACGAAGACCUUGGUGGCCAGGCCCUCACGCCAGUCGAAGUGGGUAGAAACGGCGGGAAAAUCGUGAAGACUGAUUUGAUGAUCGUGAACGUGAGAAAUGGCGAUAGAGAAAAAAAGACAGUGGAGCAGAAAGAGCCAACAAAGAAGGAAACAAAAGCAAUGGAGGCGAAUAAGUCCGCCGAACAAAAGAUCAAAAAAGAAGAUCCGAAAGCCAAGGAUACAAAAGAGGAAAUCCAGGCGGUGAAACUACGGGAAGACAAAUUGAAAGAAGCAAUGGAGGUGAUUGGUUCCGCUGAACAAAAGAUCAAAAAGCAAGAUCCGAAAGCAAAGGAUUCAAAAGAGGAAAUCCAGGCUGUGAAACUACGCGAAGACAAAUUGAAAGAAGCGAUGGAGGUGAUGAGAUACGAGGAAAAGGCAUUCACCGCAGGGGCAGACGCUUCCAAGGAAAAAUCGAAAAUGAAAAAGACAAGGUCGCCAAAAGGUCAUGCGGAGCCUCCUACGACAGCAGAUACUCAUGGGAAGUCAUUAGGUACCGUGGUGGCUGACUUGAAGUCGCCCACGUCUACGAGUGCUCAUGGGGAGUCACAUGGGGCUAAUGGAAAGCUGAUUUCUGGGAGAAGAGUGGAGAAAAUCCAAGUGAGAAGAAAACAACGGAAGGCACUUUGGAAGGAAGAAUUGUGCUAUGAACGUCUUUGAGAUAAUAACGUGUGGCCAAAAGCGUGUGUAGAAUGUGUAAUGCGAGAGAAUUGGAAUGCAAAAUCUGUGUGUUCAAAAUGAUUUCGAGUUGAUUUUUCAUCUCUUAUACUGAACUAAUGAAAACUGAUGUACUUGACAAUAAACAUGGCGUGGCGCUCUAA